This is a messenger RNA of Exophiala viscosa, 723 nucleotides long. RefSeq lists its product as uncharacterized. Lineage: Eukaryota; Fungi; Ascomycota; Eurotiomycetes; Chaetothyriales; Herpotrichiellaceae. The transcript has 3 exons. The coding region runs from base 138 to 593 and encodes 151 amino acids. The record is from RefSeq and is a predicted model, not a curated record.
CGCAUAUAAGUCAUAGAAACCUUUCCCUCUCUCUAUUCUUCCAACCACACUACAAAGAACCAUCUCAAUCUUCCUCACACCAACCACUUUCAACACAACCUCAUCAAUCUCUCACGAGAAACACCACAUCUAACACAAUGGCCACUCUUCACUACCUUCCUCCCGUCAAGCCUUCGGCGAUCGCACUCGGCGUCGUCUUCAACCAGGUCGCUUCCGCCGGUGUCCUGGCCCCUCUCUUCGGUGACACCUACCACCGCGCCAAGGCUGCCGACAGCAAGGAGGAGUUCUUCAAGUCGAAGGAAGCUGCCACCGCUGCUGCCAGCUGGGGUUCAUCGCUAGUUGGUUCUGCUAUCCAGACCUACGGUGUUGCUGCCCUCAUCAACGCUACCGGAACCUUGAGCUACAAGGGAGCUGCCUACCUCGGUGGUCUAGUCUUCGCUGCCUCAUACUCUCCUUCGCUCGUCUCUGCCCUUGUCACUGAGAACCGACCGAUCGACACAGUCGCCGUUGGUGUUCUGUCCCGCAUGUUCGAAACUGUUGGUCUCAGCUUGUUCCUCACCUACUGGGGAACCCGAACCAACCCAUUCGACUAAAUUAAUCACAAUUCUUGGCUCAGAUUGACCGGAAAUGAUGGAGAUUGAACUCAGUUCAACUGGCGCACUUGAGUGACGCGAUUGUGUAUCCAUAGUACAAAGAAUAUGAAAACUCUCUCAUACAUGAUGU